CUGUUUGGGGACUUGAACCGGCGACCCUACGAUUCCCAGUCCAAGCCCCUACUGACUGAACCACUGCUGGAGAGAUACAUCUGCAGAAUUUUUUAUUUAUAAAUUAUAUCAUAUCAUACUGUUUUUCCUCUUCUCUGUUGCUGCAUAAACACUUGAAUUUCCCCACGGGAUUAAUAAAGGUACAUCUUAUCUUAUCUUAUCUUGGUAAUAAAAUAGGUGUAAAUAAUGAUUUUAUUUCGCUACCUGCAGUUCCCCUCCUGGCCCACAAGUGGCGCUACCUCCCUCUGCGCUACAGGAAAUGUUGAGGUUUAAAUGGUCUUUGUUUUGGGAGGAUUCCCAGCCCCCCGUCUCCCUAUUUGAAAACUAAAGAACAAAAUGUAUAACAGGUAUGUUAGAUUCCUCCUAAACAUUUAUUUUUCAUUAACAUAGAUGCUAGUUUCUGUUUUUUUUGCAGCUGUGGGACUCCGUAAUGUUGUUAGCUUCCCUGUUAGCCACAGAUUUCUUCUUCCUGUGUUAGCCGUCCAUCCGUCUCCUUUGUGCAGAAAUGAACCGAAUGUGCUACAAUAACAACAAUACCCUGCAAACAACUCACAUGUCCGGUGUGUAUUGAUGCAUUUGGCAGCAGAAUGAAUGUUAAUGUAUUGAAAUAAGUCAACAGUAAAGAUGGAAGAAAACCAGUAUACAUCACUGACGGUUCCUACGGAUUAUUUUCAGCAGUGGUAUCAGUCCAGCCAGCAGCACCCCGAGGCUCAGUAUGUGAUGCCCUAUAACAACAUGGGCUUCUACACAGAGGGUCCCAGAGAUGAGCCCGUCAUGGCCGAGCUGUCCGUCCACCGGGAUCCUCCUGUUCACCAGGAACCCUUCUACCAGAACUACACCCCGCCGGCCCAAAAUCACUACCAUGAGUUGACCUACCAGCCCCAAGUCAGGGAGCAGCAGCAGCAGCAGCAGCAGCAUCCUGCACACAUGCACCACCCUCAGCACCAACACACAGUUCAGCAGCAGCAGCAGCAGCAGCAGCAGGAGCCCAGUGUGCAGCACCAACCUCAGCCGGCUGCUCCACCUCAGGGGGUGACGCCGGUGAAGAAGAAGCGCGGCCGGCCUCCGAAGCAGCACACAGAGGAUGGGAAGACGAACGAGGAGGAGAACGAGAUCGAAGCGGCAAAGAAAGCCAAGAGGGCUCUGAACCGCUUCAACGGCAUGUCAGUGGAAGAGGUCAUGACCAAAACCCUGCCGGACGUCAUCACGUACAACCUGGACAUCUUGAUAAUUGGAAUUAACCCAGGACUGCUGUCUGCCUACAAAGGACGCCACUACCCAAACCCAGGAAACCAUUUCUGGAAAUGUCUGUUUCUUUCCGGUCUCACUGACGAGCAGCUCAACUUCAUGCACGACCAGAGCCUGCCGGAGAAAUACAGCAUCGGCUUCACCAACAUGGUGGAGAGGACCACACCCGGCAGCAAGGACCUCUCCAGUAAGGAGAUCCGUGAAGGAGGUCGACAGUUACUCGACAAGCUGCAGAAAUACAGACCAUUAAUAGCAGCUUUUAAUGGAAAAGGUAUUUAUGAAAUCUUCUGCAAAGAAACGUUUGGUGUGAAGGCAAAGAAUCUGGACUUCGGUCUACAGCCUUACAAAAUCCCAGAAACUGAAACGGUGUGCUACCUGAUGCCCUCGUCCAGCCCUCGCUGCGCACAGUUCCCCCGUGCGCAGGAUAAGGUUCAUUUCUACAUCAAGCUGAAGGAACUGCGAGACGAGAUGAAGGGUCUGAUACCGAAGCGCGAGGUGGAGGAGACAGAGUACUUGUUUGAUCUGCAGCUAGCCAAAGAGGAUGCAAAGAGGAUAUCCAUCAAAGAAGAGCAGGUGGACCCGGAGUAUGAGAGCUGUAAUGCGCUGCAAGGCGACGCGAAGCAAAGCAGCAACUCCUCCAACUAAAGGAGAGCGAAGAGAGGAGGAGAACAGCCUGUCUGCUGUAGCACACAGGUAGUGUAGUUACCGUAUGGGUCUCACUGCAGUUUAUCGAGUUGGAACUAAACAGAGUUAGGGUUAGUUACAGAUGCAUUAAGUGUAUCUGUAAAUAAUGACUCCAAACCACUGUGACUGAUUACCUUUCUGAAGCAAUUUAAAAGUCUGUUGAUUUUUUUAUAGAACAACAACAUGAAGUGAACCAAUGACCUCAAAACAUCCCGGAGAGAAAGUAGAUUUGAUGUCCGGAAACAUUUUAGGCACACGGUACAUUUCUGUUCAAACUGAAAGAUAACUUUUGUUUGUUUACACAGAGGAUCCACUGGGAAACCAAGAUAUUUUUCAAACUGAACCCUAUUUUCCCAUGUUUUUGUGUCCUAAAGUGACACCAUUUUUUUUUUUAUUGGUCCAGUAAUGAGCUGCUUAACAGGCUGCUAUGUAAUUCUAAUGGGUAAUUACACACCUUCAGUUUAUCUCAACUAAAAAAUGUGCUUGUUUUUUGUCAAUCACAGGCUCAUUUUAUUAUUCUAAGUGCCACAGAAAUAGACAAAUUAAAUGUUUUUAUUUACACUUCGGUGGAUUCUGGCUGUGGACCCAGGAGAAAUAUCUUUCAGAAGUCUUGUGUUGUAUCCAUUUUGAUAAAAUCAGCUAAAUAAUCAGCCACAACAUUAAAGGUCCUUUAGAAAACACCAAGUUGACAACAACUGUAUUCAGGCAAAACGUCAUAUGAGAAAAUAACAUAGGAGGUGAAAUCAGGAGAAAGGUGAAGGAAAAACGUUGGGAUCCUUUCCAUUAUGUUGUCAACACUUUUAAUACAAAUCUAAGCUUUUCAGUGGUCAAAACAAGCAGUUAGUGGACAUAAAUGACCAGCAUUCUAGCUAAAUACUGAAGCAAUUAAAGAAAAAUAGUCUAGAGUUGUAAAACAAACAUGGGUAAAAUAGGAUCCAGGUUGAAAAAAUACCAAAGUUACCCUUUAAGUUUACACAACUUGCAGUAAAUUGCAAAAAGAUACAUAACACAUUCCCACCGUAAGUUAUGUUUUGCGUAGUUUCUAGAAUAAAAAAUAUAUUGCUUAAGUAUUACCAUUGUAUUGGGUAAUGACAUACCAUUCCUUCUGCAAGCAGCACAGUCCAUCUCCUUGGUUUGUAUUGUGGUAUCUUGCAGAAAUGGACAUUGUAGGCCAGUCUGCGGACAACAUGACACGGGAGCACUGCAAGCUGAAGAGGCUCACUCACCAGAAACCAGAUAGCAGCUGUACUAGUAGCAUGAUGCAGCAGUGAGAGUGAAUAACCCUCUGAUGACACACCGAGAAAAGAAGUCAUACAGUUUCCUGAAGCCUCGCAAUGUAACGCACAAGGGAGGAAGUUCCCACCACGGUUACAUUUUCUAACUCUCCAACAGACUGUGCAUGUGUUUGGUGUUAUUUUUUAUCACUAUUUAUUGCAUUUUGUAUGGUACGUGUGUCCAGUGACUUAUUUUUGUAUUUUUAAAGAAUGACAUUUUAUGAUUUAUCAGCUGUAUAAAUAGGUGAUUGUACUCUGAAAUUUCUACCCUGUAAUUACAGAGUUAUUAAAUCUCUUCUAACGAUG
Eleginops maclovinus (Patagonian blennie) is the source of this 3551-nucleotide messenger RNA. RefSeq names its product thymine DNA glycosylase, tandem duplicate 2 (gene tdg.2). The record is from RefSeq and is a predicted model, not a curated record. Gene Ontology annotation, biological process: base-excision repair, AP site formation. The transcript is spliced from 9 exons. NCBI's taxonomy places the organism in Eukaryota, Metazoa, Chordata, Actinopteri, Perciformes, Eleginopidae. Gene Ontology annotation, molecular function: uracil DNA N-glycosylase activity; pyrimidine-specific mismatch base pair DNA N-glycosylase activity. Gene Ontology annotation, cellular component: nucleus. The coding region runs from base 664 to 1932 and encodes 422 amino acids.